AUGGGGGGCCAGGUGCCGCCUCCCAGGGCGGCGGCGGAGGCGGAGGACCCCGCCGGUGAUGGACGCCUCCCGGAGAUAGCCGCCGCCAUGAGCCAGCCGCCUGCAGGGGGCGCCGCCGCCGAGCCUCGUCUCCAUCCCGAGGGCAGCAGCGGCAGGAAGCAGCAGCGAGCCUCCUCUCCGGCCAGGGCCCGCGACAACCCCCCCCGCCCACCGACCGCCGCCGCCACCACCCGCACCCCGACCGCCGCCGCCGCCAACAAGGCCGCCUGGGCGCGGCCGCAGCCGGGACAGGCCGCCAGACCCGCCCGCGGCCGCGCCUCCGACAGGCCGCCUGGGCGCGGCGCAGGUCCACCGGGAGCUGUCCAUCCCGGUGCCGGUGCUGAACCACCUCCCGCUCCCACUCCCGCCGCCGGUGCCGGGAAAGUCCCCGCCGCCGAGGAGCCACCGCCGCGCGCCGCCGACCCCGCCGCUCCCCGCGCCGCCGAGGAGGCGCCCCCUGCAGGAGGCGGCGGCGGCGGGGAGGGGGAGCGGGAGGGGGCGGUGGCGCCGCAGCCGCCGCCGCCGCCCAAGCAGUGGCGGGGGAAAGCGGGGCGGUCUCCGCUGAAGGGCGCGGGGGAGGCGGCCCCGGCGCCCCCGUCUUCCGCGGGCGCGGGGAAGGGCCGCGGUGCGGCGGCCGGCGGCGGCGGCGGGUACUGGAAGGAGGGAUGCCUACAAAGUGAGCUCAUCCAGUUCCAUCUCAGGAAGGGGUUGGCGGCGGCCGCCCAGAUGCAAACCAAGGGCAGCAACCACAGCGGCAGCGCUUCCUCAGCCUCCUCCGCCUCCGCGGCCGCCGCCCCGGCCGAGCCUCCCCCGAGCGCCUCCGCCUCCUCGCCCUCUGCCAUGGCGGCGGCCGGGGCGGAGGGGCUGCGGCAGGGCGAGGAGGGCGGCGACGGCAGGAGCGGCGCCCCGGAGGGCGCCCUGAGCCCGCAGCUGCAGGAGGAGAUGCAGGAAGAGAUGGAGAAGCUGCGGGAGGAGAACGAGAGCCUCAAGAAUGAGAUAGAUGAGCUGAGGACGGAGAUGGAUGAGAUGAGGGACAGUUUCUUCGAGGAGGACGCUUGUCAGCUUCAAGAAAUGCGCCAUGAACUGGAGCGAGCCAACAAGAACUGCCGGAUCCUUCAGUACCGGCUGCGCAAGGCUGAGCGCAAGAGGCUCCGCUACGCCCAGACCGGCGAGAUUGAUGGCGAGCUCUUGCGCAGCAUGGAGCAGGACCUCAAGGUUGCAAAAGAUGUAUCUGUGAGACUUCAUCAUGAGCUAGAAAAUGUGGAAGAAAAACGUACCAUAACAGAAGAUGAAAAUGAAAAAUUAAGACAGCAACUUAUAGAAGUUGAAAUUGCUAAACAAGCCCUACAGAAUGAACUGGAAAAAAUGAAAGAGCAAUCACUGAAAAGAAGAGGGAGCAAAGACCUACCAAAAUCGGAAAAAAAGUCACAGCAGACACCAACAGAGGAUGACAAUGAAGACCUGAAAUGCCAGCUACAGUUUGUCAAAGAAGAAGCAGCCUUGAUGAGGAAGAAAAUGGCCAAGAUUGACAAAGAAAAAGACAGAUUUGAACAUGAGCUGCAAAAAUAUAGAUCAUUUUAUGGAGAUUUGGACAGUCCCUUGCCAAAAGGUGAAGCAGGUGGACCACCUACCACAAGAGAAGCUGAACUCAAGCUUCGACUGAGACUUGUGGAGGAGGAAGCUAACAUUCUUGGGAGGAAGAUAGUGGAACUAGAAGUAGAAAAUAGAGGCCUGAAAGCAGAGCUUGAUGAUUUAAGAGGAGAUGAUUUCUCAGGUACCGCUAACCCGCUCCUGGGAGAGCAGAGCGAAUCCCUGUCAGAAUUACGACAGCAUUUGCAGCUAGUAGAAGAUGAAACGGAACUGCUCAGGAGAAAUUUAGCAGAUUUGGAAGAACAGAACAAACGCAUAACAGCUGAGCUGAACAAAUACAAGUACAAGUCUGGGGCCCACGAGAGCUCUAGGCAUCACGAUAACGCCAAGACAGAAGCAUUACAGGAGGAGCUAAAAGCUGCACGAAUGCAGAUCAACGAGCUGAGUGGCAAAGUCAUGCAACUCCAGUACGAGAACAGAGUCUUAAUGUCCAACAUGCAACGCUACGACUUGGCCUCUCAUCUCGGAAUCCGCGGCAGUCCCAGAGACAGCGAUGCGGAAAGCGAUGCAGGCAAAAAAGAGAGCGAUGACGAUUCCCGUCCCCCUCACCGGAAAAGGGAAGGGCCUAUCGGUGGGGAAAGUGACUCUGAGGAGGUACGCAACAUCCGAUGCCUGACACCCACCAGGUCUUUUUAUCCGACGGCAUCCGGAUGGCAGAAAAGCUUCACUGACAGGCAGCAGAUGAAGGACAUUCGCUCCGAAGCUGAGCGGCUGGGCAAGACCAUAGACCGCUUAAUUUCUGACACGAGCACCAUCAUAACAGAGGCGAGAAUCUACGUAGCUAACGGGGACCUCUUUGGACUGAUGGAUGAGGAAGAUGAUGGCAGCAGAAUACGUGAGCAUGAGCUUCUGUACCGGAUCAAUGCUCAGAUGAAGGCCUUCAGGAAAGAGCUCCAGGCUUUCAUCGACAGACUCGAAGUUCCAAAGUCUUCGGAUGAUCGAAGUGCAGAUGAACCUUUGUCAGUGAGUCAGGUAGACUUUUACUUAUUACGGCCUACAGGUAAAAAGGCUCUGACAAGUGAAUUAAGCCUCCAAUUUCUUGUAUGGCACAUAGAAGUUCUUUAUUCUAGAUGCUGGACAAAAAGGGCUAUUUCUGAAAUUAUUUUAAAUCCUCAAUUGGCCAUAUGA
Messenger RNA from Calypte anna (Anna's hummingbird), 2817 nucleotides. RefSeq names its product SOGA family member 3 (gene MTCL3). Bases 1 to 2817 code for a protein of 938 amino acids. The transcript is spliced from 6 exons. The record is from RefSeq and is a predicted model, not a curated record. Gene Ontology annotation, biological process: regulation of autophagy. NCBI's taxonomy places the organism in Eukaryota, Metazoa, Chordata, Aves, Apodiformes, Trochilidae.